AUGGCACGGAACCGUGGAGGAAGAAAGCAAGUUCCGUCUCGGCGGUCAUUGCGAUUGAUGAAUACUUCAGAGAAAGACUCCACUCAAACAAGAUCUGAAGUCGAGACGGUUGAGAUUCAAUCUGAUAUUGAUGUGGAUCGAACAGAGACUGGUAAGGAUCAAAUCGAAGAGGAGACUGAGAAGGAUGGACCUGAGGCGGAUCGAAUCAAAGAGGAGACUGGUCCUGAGGCUGAUCGAAUCGAAGAGGAGACUUGUCCUGAGGCUGAUCGAAUUGAAGAGGAGACUGGUCCUGAGGCUGAUCGAAUCGAAGAGGAGACUGGUCCGGAGGCUGAUCGAAUCGAAGAGGAAACUGGUAAGGAUCAAAUUCCUUCUGAUACUGAGACGAAUCGAAACCCAUUGGAGACUGAGGACGUGGCGAUGAUUCCUGAACCAAACAGUGAGCCAAUGGCAAAGGCGGUUCCUCAACCCAAACUCAAACGCAAGCGUAAAAGGAAGAAGGUUGCUGAAGAUAUUGAAGAUGACCGAGAGGCUGUUAGUGGAGAUGAUUGUGAGGUAGUUGGUGAUGAUGACUGUGAUGAGGUUAGGUAUGCAGACGAAGGUAAUCGUGAAGAAGCUCAUGAAGCUCAUGAAGAUGAUGGUGUAGAUGGUGUAGAAGAAAGAGACGAAGGUAGCCGUGAAGAAGCUCAACCAUCUAAAGGACCAUCUUCUCAACCAUCUCAAGGACCACCAGCUCAGCCAUCACAAGGAGCACCAUCUCAACCAACUCAACCAGCUCAACCAUCUCAACCAUCUCAACCAUCACAACCAUCACAAGGGAGAUCUCAUCCAACAACCUCAGUCAGAGGAAGAUCUCAUCCAACGACCUCAGUCAGAUCAAGAACUCAUAUGGGCGGAUCACAGGGAAGUUCACAGCGAGGAGGUUGGGCACCAUGGUUUGAAUGUUCACGCUAA
Molecule: messenger RNA, 951 nt
Organism: Camelina sativa (false flax)
Lineage: Eukaryota; Viridiplantae; Streptophyta; Magnoliopsida; Brassicales; Brassicaceae
Source: RefSeq, a predicted model, not a curated record